UCGCCGCCCGCCUUUCCGCUCGUUCAAGGUCGAGUCCGAGGGUGCGGGCUUGGACCCGGGAGCUGCGGCGCAGGAGUCCGCGCACUGCCCAUGGACUCGUCGGGGGACCCCGAAGGCCCACGCCCCCCAGGAGGUUACAGAGAGCAGCGAGGCCGGAUGUACCUCUGUGGCUUGGGUCGUGUCUCUUUAACAGCAAUUCAAUUAGCUUUAGCGUGCUUUGUUUGCGAGAGAUUCGAAAAGGAGGGGCCUGGCAGUGGGGCUCGGGUCAGCGUGUUUUUUCUCUCUGGAAAGGGUUAAAGUUUGCGCACUGGGGUGGUGCGGAUGUGGCCUCUAAUGACUUUCUCUCUGUAGCUCUACUUUUAAGUACUAUGUGUUUAAGAAUGCAUUCAAAUAAGUGUGCCUGUUAGACAAACGAAAACGAGCCCCACUGUUGUCCCUCUCGCCCCUUUAACUUUCUCUCAGUUCCCUUCCUCAUCCACUACCAAAAGUUUUACACAGAUUCUUAAGACUUCCUCCUGUUGCACAGAUUUCUUUUUCUAGACAACAAUGGCAACCUCUGAAAAAAUAGAGCAAUUCAAAUAUACUUUUCUUACUUAAAUUUCUUUUAUCUCAAAACCAUUUAAUUUAAAAAUAGCAAAUAGAUUUACUGGAUGUUUGGAACUGAGUAAAUGCCCUCGUGUCUUUAAAUUAAAUGGAAAUUUAGCCCUGGGAAUAAGUAUUAAAUUAAUUGAUGCAGAAGACCUGUAAUUAUUGUAAAACACUGAUUUAUAGAUUCAUGGCACUUGUCUUUCCAGGAGCUGCCAUUGUAAGUAUUAAUUCUCCAGUUGAAUGAUUUAGCUUAUUUUCUCCUACUUACACUUCACUUGACUUCAAUAGUACCCUCUUAAUAAACCACUAACAUGACAUGCUUAAAAUGUGAUUGAGUCCAUGUAGCAUAUGAAGCUAGUAACUUGAGAAAGCACACUAUACUUCAGAGAACAGUACUCUGGAGAGCACCCUGUGGCCUCAUCCUUCUUGAAGGAAUCUAUUAAAGGUGAUGGCCCUCCAGGAGGUGCAAGGGAGACAUCCAGGCAGCUUUCAAGAGAACAGAUUUUUGUACUGAUAUCAGCAGCUUCCAUUAACUUAGGUUCCAUGAUGUGCUAUUCUAUCCUUGGACCUUUUUUCCCCAAAGAGGCUGAAAAGAAGGGAGCCAGCAAUACAGUUAUUGGUAUGAUCUUUGGAUGUUAUGCUUUGUUUAACUUGCUGGCAUCUUUGGUAUUUGGAAAAUACCUUGUACAUAUUGGAGCAAAAUUUAUGUUUGUAGCAGGAAUGUCUGUCUCAGGAGGAGUUACAGUUCUCUUUGGUGUAUUGGACCAAGUUCCAGAAGGACCCGUGUUUAUUGCUAUGUGUUUUCUAGUGAGAAUAAUUGACGCAAUCAGUUUUGCUGCAGCAAUAACCGCAUCUUCUUCUAUCCUUGCAAAGGCUUUUCCAAAUAACGUGGCUACAGUAAUGGGAAGUGUUGAGUCUUUUUCUGGACUGGGUCUAGUACUAGGGCCUCCUUUGGGUGGCUUAUUGUAUCAAUCCUUUGGCUAUGAGGUGCCUUUCAUUCUUCUGGGAUGCAUAGUUCUGCUGAUGGUUCCCCUCAACAUGUGUAUUUUACCUAAUUAUGAGUCUGAUCCAGGGAAGCACUCAUUCUGGAAACUCAUCAUUUUACCCAAGGUUGCCUUUAUAUCCUUCGUCAUUACCUCACUCAGCUCAGGUUUUGGCUUCCUUGAUCCUACGCUGUCCCUCUUUGUUUUGGAGAAGUUUAAUUUACCAGCUGGAUAUGUGGGACUGGUAUUCCUGGGUUUGGCACUAUCCUACGCCAUUUCUUCACCACUGGUGGGCCUACUCAGUGAUAAAAUGCCACAUCUAAGGAAAUGGCUUCUCGUUUUUGGAAACUUAAUCACAGCAGGGUGCUACAUGCUCUUAGGACCUGCCCCAUUCUUGCACAUUAAGAGUCAGCUCUGGUUGUUGGUGCUGAUAUUAGUCAUAAAUGGUAUCUCUGCUGGAAUGAGUUUAAUUUCAACUUUCCCAGAGAUUCUCAGCUGCGCACAUGAAAAUGGAUUUGAAGAAGGAUUAAGUACCUUGGGACUUGUGUCAGGUCUCUUUGGUGCACUGUGGUCAGUUGGUGCUUUUGUAGGACCAACGCUGGGAGGAUUUCUGUAUGAGAAAAUUGGUUUUGAAUGGGCAGCUGCUCUGCAGGGUCUCUGGGCUCUGACAAGUGGACUAGUGAUGGGCUUGUUUUAUCUAUUGGAGCAUUCAAGGAGAAGAAGGAGAUCUAAACUUCAAAAUAGCCUCGGCACAGAGGAGGAACGGACUGCUCUCUUGCCUGAUGAAACGUAGCCUUACCUUAGGGAUCCCUACUGAUACGGGGCUGGGAGAUGGAUGCUCCUGGCCUUGAACUUCAUCGCUGGAAGGAUUUUCCUAAUUUUUACACACAAAACUCCAUGGACUCCACACCAGCAUCCUGAAAUUGUUAACAUAGUUUUGGAUGAUCCUGUGUUGGGCUGCACAUACUGUUGUCCUGAAGAGCUGGCCUGCUGAACCAGCCAUAUUUGAAACCUUAAGUAUGCGAAGAGUUGUUGAAAAUCAACAAAAGUUUUUGGUUUUGAGUGACCAGAUUUGGCCCCGAGGAUGUUACUGACUCUAGGUGUCCUGUUUCCGCUGUUUACUUUUUAUUCUGAGGGCACUGAUUCUGUGACUGUACCCUUUUUAUUAACAGGGAAAGAAAUGAAUUGAUUUGAUAUGCUUAAAAAUAAUAUAAAGAUAACUCAAAAUAUACUUAAUAAUUACUGUGAAAUCAGUUUUUAAAAUAUUUGCUUUCUCUGUGUCCUAAGAUUUUUUUGUUUUUGUUCAAAAGGCAAAAUUCCAGCCUACCGUGGAAAAACUCUAUUGCAUACCCUGGCCAUCAGCUCUUCUAAAACUAUUGUUUGUGUGAAAGAUACAAGAAUAAUAUUACUUAACACUUCCAAUUUUGUAACAUGCUGUGAAUUAGGAUCUGGAUUUAUAAAUAAUGCUUUGUAUAAUAUUA
Molecule: messenger RNA, 3052 nt
Organism: Lagenorhynchus albirostris (white-beaked dolphin)
Lineage: Eukaryota; Metazoa; Chordata; Mammalia; Artiodactyla; Delphinidae
Gene: SLC18B1
Product: solute carrier family 18 member B1
Exons: 14
Coding region: 1132-2364 (410 amino acids)
Biological process (GO): transmembrane transport
Molecular function (GO): transmembrane transporter activity
Source: RefSeq, a predicted model, not a curated record